AUGUCCCAGGUGGACGAUAACCCACAGCCUGAAGCAUCGUCCCAGAUCGAGCAGCCUGCUGCUGCAUCGUCCAUAGCGGUGCCAACGUCUGAUAUUGCUCGACAGAGGCGCAGAAUAGCUGAUCUGGAGGAGAAGCUGCAAGUGCUCGAGUCGGGGCAUGCGGUGAAACAAAGGGAAACAAACUACUUCAUGUCACAAGGACGGGCCAUCAGACGGAUGGUUACACUAUAUGAUAGCGUCGAGGACUUGAUAAAUGAAAAUGAUAGGCGGUGUGACAUAGAGGGCGACGACGACGAUGUAACUUUCGAUCAAAAUCGGUUGCAAACCGGAUAUAUAGUCCUCAAUAAUGUACUUCCGUGGUUUCACCGAAAGGCUUCCGACAUGGAGUACGAAGAUUAUACGCACAUGUUAAAAAAGCUUAGACAGGGUGCGGACGGUGCUCGAGGUGAUGACACUUCGAAGCUCAAGCCUCUUGUCCCUGAUUGGGUCAAUCGCGAGUGGAAACCUGAUCCCCCAGUCGACCCCAAAGAUAAACACUGCCGUGGAUUCACCAACGACGCCUGUGGCAGACUGCUCUGUCCAACAGAGCUAGACUGGAAUAACCCAAUUGUCAGAGCAGGAAUUAGGGACCGCAUAGACGGCCAUAUCGUGACAGAAAUGUCAUGGCCCGCAUUUCUUUAUGCAGGAUACACAGCCGAUCCGAAUAAUCUCGAGGAGGGUCUCUUCAAAAGCAAGCUUUUAGUUCAGGCAUUCAAAGCCAUAUUUACAUCUCCCUCUUCGGCAAAGGAAGUUGCUGGUGAUGGUGAUGGCGCCAACAUCAUCGAAAACAACAGACGCGCGAAGAAGGAUGUUUUGGGCAAGAAAGUCAAAACACACGUGGCUCAAAUCAUUAAAAUGCACAAAGUCUCACCUCGCUCGAUCGCUUAUGUGUCGUGUCAAGUAAGUGACGGCGACUUUGAUUACAUACAAUUCUGGUGCAAUAUCGUGGACUUCUUUGAACGCCCCCCUGGUCGAACAGUGCAGCGCAAUGUUGACCGACUUCUGACGUGGUGGACGAGGAAAGUUUUUGGUACAAGUCGUCGGGAGGAACUCAGUGAUGCGGCCAAGGCUCACAUGUCCGUAAAUGCUCUCGCAAUGCAGCGGGCACGAUUGGAUGAUGCACUUUUCAAUUCUGAGUAG
Messenger RNA from Suillus plorans, 1179 nucleotides. RefSeq lists its product as uncharacterized. The transcript is spliced from 8 exons. The record is from RefSeq and is a predicted model, not a curated record. NCBI's taxonomy places the organism in Eukaryota, Fungi, Basidiomycota, Agaricomycetes, Boletales, Suillaceae. Bases 1 to 1179 code for a protein of 392 amino acids.